Messenger RNA from Paraglomus occultum, 335 nucleotides. The record is from the annotation of a GenBank genome assembly. NCBI's taxonomy places the organism in Eukaryota, Fungi, Glomeromycota, Glomeromycetes, Paraglomerales, Paraglomeraceae.
GAUCGGAUGGACGGGAUAGUGAGGUUAUGACGGAAAAUACGUUUUCAAUGAACAAUGAAAAUUUAAAUAUGCAUGUAGAUAGUUUAGAUACUGGAAUAGUCACGAAAGAAUACACAGAGGAACCUGACUUUCUGGAAAGUAAAUUCAGAGAAACUGCACAUCUCGAAGCCCAGCUGAAUCGUAUGAUGGCAAAUCAAGAUACCACUACUAUGACCGAUAAGCCACGCUCGAUCAGAGAAUGGUCACCUUCAUCUGAGGCUCAAAAUUGGAACGAGUCAGAAGGGCCUUUUUCAGAUACUGAAUUAGAUGGUUCAAGAAAGCCGGACAACCAGUUA